GCGAACCGGCAGUUGUCUCUGAACCUUCGACGAGUGAACAGGUGGAUUGAAAUUCUUCGUCAUCCACCCCUCACACACACACACACACACAUCUUGUUUUCGUUUUCCAUAUUCGAACAAGUUUUGAAUAUUUUGUUGGCAAUUGUUUUAUGAGCCACUUGUGCAAGACUGAAAUUCAAGAAAUCUGAAGGUCUUGGAACGUUCGUUUCGUCAAACUAUCGCGUUACGUUCUGUUUUUGGUCUGAUUGCAAAGGUCGGUGUCAGUUGGACAGGAAAUAUCUGGCAAAUUUUUUUUUUUUUCGAGACUUAAGUGGGCGAGAAAAUCUACACCAAGAAAAAAAACCGCAAUAAACGUGGUGCUUGUCUCGUUUUUUUUUUUUUUCGCAAAGUCCCGGAAGGAAAUGAACUGACUUCAAAGUCUCUCCUUUUUCUCGUGCUCUAUGUGAAUUUUCGUGCAUCAAAACAUUACGUGAAGGUUGAACAAUCUUUGCUUCUUCUUCUUCUUUCCGGGAUUGUCAACGAAAAAUAAAAUAACAAUAAAUUACAGUGAACGAAAUGGAUGCUUUCGAUAGCUUAGAACAGCCAUUAUGUGACUACAAUGAGAGCAUGGAUGCUCUGCCAGAACUGUGGGAAACUGAUUCUUUUCAGUCGUCGAUGGUGGUGGAAUUGCAAGACACGGAGAGCUACGAACACGCCGAUUGGCCAACUGGGUUAAGUUUCAGUUUGAUGCCUGUCGAAGAUGACGGCAACGACGAUCUCUCCGCCAGCGACACGGGCAUGGUGGUGUUACACGAUCGGCUCAUCACCGAUACGACCAACAAAGUCUUGAUUAACCCCGUUCGCCGCUACGCCAGUCGCGCUCAUCCCAAUUCGUCCUUCUACACCGAGGCAUCGCUCAUGAAUUCCAAGGACAAUACGAGCACGUUCAACAUCACUAUCGGUAGCCGAGGGGAAGUUGAAAUUUCUGAAGACACCGAUUCGAGUACAGGAAUAGGAAACCCGUUUUGCGAUCCACUUUCACUGGGCGUCAAGACGGAACCAACUUCUCCACGGCCUGCGUCUCCUUCGACGUUCAUCGACGCCCAGUUUGAUUUGAAAAAUUCCCGCUCGGAAUCGCGGAAGCGAUCCAUUUCGUUUUCCAGCACUUCGUGCAACCGCGAACGACCCACUGCCAAGACGAAGGCAGUGCCUGCAAACAGCCGUCUAAUGCUGACCAGAGUGGCAAACACUUCGUGCUCUAAUAAAUCAGCUGGCUUCUCGCUGCCCCCGACACCGCCGUCGUCGACGUCGAGCGACAGCGAAGGAAGUCUAUCGCCAGAAAGAGAAGCUGCCUCUCCCAAAUCGGAAGCAUCAGGCAGCGAAAACGGAACUAGAAGAUUAAAUCAGGCCGGACGCGUUCUCUUAACCACCAAGCCAUUACCUGACCCGUUCGGCAGCGGAAGCAGCCGCCAUCCUAUCAAUAGCCCUCUGAUCAGCUACCAACCUAAAGGUUCGACUGGAGUGCUUCAACUGACGGAGGAGGAGAAAAGAACGCUAUUAUCUGAAGGCUAUCCGGUACCGACACGGUUGCCGCUUACGAAAGCCGAAGAAAAGUCGUUGAAAAAAAUUCGCCGUAAAAUCAAAAACAAAAUCUCAGCUCAAGAGUCGCGUCGGAAAAAGAAAGAGUACAUGGACACGCUUGAGAGACGAGCUCAAGUGCUGGCCGACGAAAACAGCGACUAUCGCCAGCGGCUUCACAAGUUGGAGACGGACAAUGCGGCCCUUCAGCUUCAACUGACGCGCCUCAAGCACCUCUGUAGUAAGCGAUCGAACAUCGUGGAUCUAAACUCUCAUCAGAUGGACGAAAUGUCUAUACCUAUUAAAGAAGUCGAUGACUGCUUUUCAACUAGAGGCUAAAUGUUGGUGACUGACAGAUGAAAUGAGCCUGUCAAAUCAUUCCGUCCGUUUUUGGGGUAAAUCGAUUUUUUCGUUUCUACAUUAAACACUUUCUCUUGUAUUGAUGCAGACAUGUGAUUUAUUUGCAUAGAGUAGGAAAUACCUGAUACUCCGUUGCACAUCUGUAAUAGCUAGUCUUUAAAAAACAAAAUGUUCCGAUUUUAGACGUCGAUCCUGAUUUUUGGCAUUGCGCUCCCCUCAUGUGCGCGCCAUCGGCUAUUACGGCGACGGAAUUCAUACAUUUCCUAUUCUUAUUAUAGAAGAAGAAAAAAGAAAAGGGGGGGGGGAGCUGUUGCAAAUUUUGCUUAGCUGGAUUAUGUUUUUUAAGACUAGCGCGUGCAAUCGGUUCACGCCAAAAUAACGUCGAUCAGUUCUCAUGUUUAUUCACGUUCUCGACACCUUAAACGUUGUUGUUCCACCACUGUUUGUUUUCCCCGUGUUUGUUUUUCUAAAAUUGAGGCAUUGAAUACGGUGACUGGUUUAAAAUAUUGUGUGCUGUUCUACAUAUUUUGACCCGUGUGUUUUUUUUGUUUGCGUGUGUUUGUUUUGAAUUGCGGUUGAUUUCAUUUUUUCACAUGGGAUUCUUGAACUUUCAUCGGUUAUAUUUGGGAUCAUGUAGCUCUCAUCGUCGCGUUUCAUUCAUUUUUUCCCCCGUUUCGUUUGAAAUUUCUGUUCCUUUCUUUUUUGUUCUUAAAUGUAUCGUUUGUUUCAGGACACGCAUUAUUAUUACACGAUUGAUUGCUUUUUUUUACAAA
Messenger RNA from Daphnia magna, 2690 nucleotides. Its product is annotated as cyclic AMP response element-binding protein A. Lineage: Eukaryota; Metazoa; Arthropoda; Branchiopoda; Diplostraca; Daphniidae. The record is from RefSeq and is a predicted model, not a curated record. Gene Ontology annotation, biological process: regulation of transcription by RNA polymerase II. Bases 556 to 1896 code for a protein of 446 amino acids. The transcript is spliced from 8 exons. Gene Ontology annotation, molecular function: DNA-binding transcription factor activity, RNA polymerase II-specific; cAMP response element binding.